This is a messenger RNA of Culex pipiens pallens (northern house mosquito), 1279 nucleotides long. Its product is annotated as trans-1,2-dihydrobenzene-1,2-diol dehydrogenase-like. Lineage: Eukaryota; Metazoa; Arthropoda; Insecta; Diptera; Culicidae. The transcript is spliced from 4 exons. The record is from RefSeq and is a predicted model, not a curated record. Bases 120 to 1136 code for a protein of 338 amino acids. Gene Ontology annotation, molecular function: nucleotide binding.
UUUUCGAGCGUGCGCAAUCCCACAAAGACUGAGUUGUCAGCUGUGCUUGAUCGUGUCUUGAUCGCGGAUUUGUUUACCUUUGAAUUCGCGUGAAUUUUACAUAAUAUCGCUGUGUGAAAAUGGCACCACUUCGCUGGGGUAUCGUCAGCGCGGGGAAGAUUUCGCACGACUUUACCACUGCGUUGGCAACCUGGCCCAAGGAGCAGCACCUGGCGGUGGCCGUGAGUGCUCGGAAGUUGGCCGACGCGGAACAGUUUGCCAAGAAGCAGGGGCUGGCCAAAGCUUACGAGGGGUACGAGGCGCUGGCCAAGGAUGCCGAGAUUGAUGUCGUUUACAUCGGGGCCAUCAAUCCGGCCCACUACGAGAUCGGUCGGCUGAUGCUGGAUCACGGCAAGCACGUACUCUGCGAGAAGCCACUUUGCAUCAACGAGGGUCAGUCGAAGCGGCUGUUGGCCCACGCCCAGGCCAAGAAACUGUUCUUAAUGGAGGCCAUCUGGUCGCGGUUCUUCCCGUCGUACAUCCAUCUGCGGGACCGCAUCGAUGCCGGUGAGCUCGGGGACAUUCAACAGGUGGAGGUCGCGUUUGGAUUUCCGCUGGCCGACGUGGAUCGGCUGCGGAUGAAGCAACUGGGCGGCGGGACCGUGCUGGACUUGGGUGUCUAUACCAUUCAAGUUAUUUUGUGGGCGUUUCGAGCUGCACCGACGAAGAUCGUGGCGAAGGGAAAGCUCAACGAGGACGGUGUGGAUUUGGAAGUAAGCGCCGAGCUGCACUUUGCCAACGGGGGAAUCGCCCGGAUGAAAACGAGCGCUCUCGAGAAGCAGACCAACACGGCCACGGUGCGUGGCUCCAAAGGCACGAUGACGCUGCACGACUUCUGGUGCCCCCUGGCACUGACAGAUAUUGAUGGAUCGCGCAAGGAGUACACCCUGCCGGAUGGGGCCCGCCAUCCGUUCAACUUCCAGAACAGCUGCGGUUUGCGGUACGAGGCCGAAGAGGUGCGCCAGUGCAUUGCCGGUGGGCGGCUCGAGUCCGCGUCGGUGCCGCACAGCGAGAGUCUGCUAAUUGCGCGCAUUCAGGACGAGAUAAGACGCCAGAUUGGGGUUCAGUUUCCGGAGGAUGCCGAGUUUCAAGUUUGACUUGUUCGCGGAAAUUGAGUAUGAGGCAUGAAGCCUCAAUGUCAUUGGAAAUGUUAUAAAUUAUUAUAGAAAUUGCAUCCACACAUUAUUGAUUAAAUUAUAAUUUUACAGGGUAAAAUAAAAUAAAUAUUCAAACUUCUUGA